CUCAUUUUUAGAGGCCUUCAAUCCUGCGUAAUCAGAAAACCAGCUUUCCCCGGCCAAACCCACGAAGAGAGAAAGAAACGCUUUUUCUUAAAAUUCAAUCUCCUCCUCUAACACUUCUUCCUUUUCUUCUCCAAUUUCUUUUCAUGGACUUUUCAACUACGACUCUUCUUCUCAGUUACCCCAAACUCUCUAGAUUAAGAUUUUAUUGAUUUCACUUCCAGCUCUCCCUUUUCAAUCCUUACUAGUAAUAAUAAUAUUAUUAUAUAUAUAUUAAAAAAAAAAUUUCUAUGUUCCCAGGCAAUGAUCCUUCUUAUGCCCUUAUCACAACUGGGGCACUGAUUUUUUCCAUUUUCUAAAUGACUUCACAGUCUUCUCCGGCAAGCUUCAGUUCUUAUCAAAUUCUCCCUCUCCUCUGCCCUUGCAAAUCCUUCCAUCAAACCAACUACCCGUCACUUCCCUUCUCUAAAAGGAGGAGGAAAAAACUAAUCACCGACCUCACACACCAAAAUUUCAGAAGAAAGUUCUUAACUUUCCAUGCUUGUGUCUUCCCAAACGACACCAGAAAUAGCAAUGUAAACAUUGAUGAGCUUUCAAAGGGGACUAAGAGGUUUGUUUUCAAACGAAUUGCUAAUGAACUGGAGACCGGAGAACUAUCCCAAGAGCCAUCGAUUUCGAACUUCACUGGUUUUCAAGAGGAUCCUAUCGUGGGAAAGCUAAGGACUCAAUUGGGAGCGAUACACCCGAUACCUUCACCUCCAAUUAAUAGAAAUAUUGUUGGGUUAUUUGUGUUUUUCUUUUUUGUGGGUGUUGUUUCUGAUAAGGUAUGGACUUCGAGGAAGAGAGAGAAAAGCAAUGAGGAAGGGAAGCGUGCUGGGGCGUGGCCGCAAGUGCCCACCAGCUUUUCCUUGUUUCUGGAGAAGGAUUUGCAGAGGAAAGAGUCCGUUGAGUGGGUUAAUAUGGUGCUAGGGAAGUUAUGGAAGGUUUAUAGAGGCGGGAUUGAGAAUUGGCUAGUUGGGCUAUUGCAACCUGUUAUUGAUGAUUUGAAGAAGCCUGAUUAUGUUGAGAGAGUUGAAAUCAAGCAAUUCUCUCUAGGGGACGAGCCAUUGUCCGUUAGGAACGUUGAGAGAAGAACUUCUCGCCGCGUCAAUGAUUUGCAGUAUCAAAUAGGUCUCAGAUAUACUGGUGGCGCUCGGAUGCUUCUAAUGCUAUCGCUAAAAUUUAGCAUUAUCCCCAUUAUGUUGCCAGUCAGUGUUAGAGAUUUUGACAUUGAUGGUGAACUCUGGGUCAAACUGCGGUUGAUACCAACAGAGCCAUGGGUGGGAGCUGCUUCUUGGGCUUUUGUGUCACUUCCGAAGAUCAAAUUUGAAUUGUCGCCAUUUCGUUUGUUCAAUCUAAUGGCAAUUCCAGUUCUCUCAUUGUUUCUGAAAAAACUUCUCACUGAGGAUUUGCCUCGACUGUUUGUUCGUCCAAAGAAGAUUGUUUUGGAUUUUCAAAAUGGAAAAGCGGUUGGGCCUGUUGCAAAUGAAUCAGGAGAAAUGCAAGAAGGAAACGAGGAUUUUGUUGGAGAACUAUCAGUGACUCUUGUAGAUGCUCGAAAACUUUCCUAUGUCUUCUUUGGUAAAACUGACCCUUAUGUUAUUCUGAGCCUGGGAGAUCAAAUUAUGCGUAGUAAAAAGAACAGCCGAACCACCGUGAUCGGCCGUCCUGGUGAGCCAAUUUGGAACCAGGAUUUUCAUAUGCUUGUUGCAAACCCCAGGAAACAAAAAUUGAACAUCCAAGUGAAAGACUCUCUUGGAUUCACAGAUUUAACUGUUGGCACUGGAGAGGUUGAUCUGGGAUCUCUGCAAGAUACUGUACCAACUGACAAGAUUGUGGCUUUGCAAGGAGGUUGGGGAUUGUUCAGAAAGGCUUCUUCUGGGGAGAUACUUCUUCGACUAACUUAUAAAGCAUAUGUUGAGGAUGAAGAUGAUGACAAGUAUGGGGUGGAGCCUGUUGAUACAGGUGCUUCAGAUGAUGAGUUGUCUGAUUCAGAUGACUCAAAUGCUAUUUAUGAGCCUAGUAGAAGGGAUUCUUCUAAUGAGAUGGAUAAAGAGUCAUUUAUGGGUGUUCUAGCAGCUUUAAUUGUGAGUGAGGAAUUUCAAGGAAUUGUGGCAUCUGAUACUGGAAAUAGCAAACUUUCAAUUGAUGCCUCAAGUCUUAAUGCUGAAUCAAUGCCCUCGGAUAGUAAUAACAGUUCUGAAGGUUCUGCUGGAUCAAUCUUAGUUUGGUUUGCAGUGAUUACAAGCAUAUUAGUUCUAAUUGCUGUCACUAUGGAUGGUUCAAGUUUUUUCAACCCCUGACCUGACUCGAUAAAACAUAAUAUGAGCUUGUUUGAUCAGGUUGCAAAACAAUCCCCUUCUCGCCUAUCUGGGAUCAUUUACAAAGUUCCUUUUUUUGGUCCUCUCACUUUUUUUCCCCACAGGUCAUUCUCAAUGUAUAUUUAUGGUCUUUAGCAGAGGAAUAUUCUGUUAGCGGCAAGAAAGUUUUGGCUUCUCUAAUGUGAGGCAUUAUUAGUGUUAUUUUCCUUGCUGAUAUAUUCACUGUUCACAUACAUGAUGGCGAUUCAUUUGAAACCCUCUCAAUAAAGUUUUGUCGAUGAGAUAGAUUGGCCUUUGAUCCAGAA
Populus trichocarpa (black cottonwood) is the source of this 2662-nucleotide messenger RNA. Its product is annotated as tricalbin-3. The record is from RefSeq and is a predicted model, not a curated record. The transcript is spliced from 9 exons. Gene Ontology annotation, molecular function: lipid binding. Lineage: Eukaryota; Viridiplantae; Streptophyta; Magnoliopsida; Malpighiales; Salicaceae. The coding region runs from base 357 to 2339 and encodes 660 amino acids.